AUGAAUUUUGCUUCACGCAUAUUAAAUUCUCCACAAGAAAGUCGGACUUCCAAUGAUAGGUUCUUAUCACCUGUAAAACCUUCUCGUCCUCGAUUAUCUCUUACACCAGACGUAAAAUUUUCAAAAUCUUCCCCAAAAUUUUCAGCAAAAGCAUUCUCACCUUCUUCAUCUCAGGAAAGAUUUCAUUCUCCUGGAAGAAAUUCAUUGUCAUCACCAUUAUUUGCAAGUAACAGCCAAGAUAGAUUUAACAGUCCUCGUAGAUCAUCUUCUCGUGCCUCAUUAGAUUCCCAACCAUCAUCACCAAGUUCCAAAACCAGACACUAUCCAUCUAAGCCAAUUCAUAUUGCAAAGUUUGAAGAUAUUCCAUCUGAUUUCUACAUAAACCCAAUGGAUUGGUCUAGAAAGGAUGUCCUAGCCCUUGCAUUAAAUAGUGGACUAGUAUUUAUCAAUCCAAAAACAUUCGAAGCAGAACUCCCUCCUCAAGCUCCAGAAGAAAUUCUUUGCACAAAGUUUAAUAAUGCUGGCAAUUUACUUUUUCUUGGCUGCUCAGAUGGCUCAGCGACUAUAUAUGAUGCUCUCAGAUACACGCCUGUCAUGAAUAUUGAUACAUGCCAAAGUUCAAUACUUUGCAUUGAUAAUAAUGAUUUUAAAUUCUUUGCCGGACAUCGAAAUGGACAUUACUCAAUCGUAGAUGAGCGAAGCUGUGAAAUAAUCAAUAAUGUUGAAGCACAUUUUGAAGAACUUUGUAAUAUUAGAGUUUCUCCUGAUGGAAAUAAUAUCGCAUCAUGUGGAAAUGACUGCGUUGUUAAAAUCUGGGAUAUAAGAAAUCUACAAAAACCAAAGACAGUAUUUGAAGACCAUGAAGCCGCAGUUAAGGCUGUUGCAUGGUUACCACAUGAAAAUGCAAUCAUAGCUACAGGAGGCGGAACUAGUGAUAGAACAAUUAAGCUUUGGAGAAGCGACACAGGCGAAGUAUUGCAAAGUAUUCAAACAGGAUCUCAAGUCUGCAAUCUCUUCUGGAAUGAAUGCUAUAAUGAAAUUGUUAGUACACAUGGAUUUUCCCAGAAUCACAUUGCUGUUUGGAGAGGUGGUGAUUUAGCCCCACUUGCAUCUUUCAAUACUCAUAAGGAAAGAGUUUUAUAUAUGGCUGCCUCACCAAAUGGAUCUAAUAUUGCGACAGCUGCACCAGGAGAUAAUCUUCAAAUUUGGAAAAUGUUUCCACCGAAGAAUUUGUCUGUUUCAGAGUCUAUUCUCCUUCUCAGAUAA
Trichomonas vaginalis G3 is the source of this 1266-nucleotide messenger RNA. RefSeq names its product cell division cycle. Lineage: Eukaryota; Parabasalia; Trichomonadida; Trichomonadidae. Gene Ontology annotation, biological process: anaphase-promoting complex-dependent catabolic process; positive regulation of anaphase-promoting complex-dependent catabolic process; positive regulation of ubiquitin protein ligase activity. Bases 1 to 1266 code for a protein of 421 amino acids. The record is from RefSeq and is a predicted model, not a curated record. Gene Ontology annotation, molecular function: ubiquitin ligase activator activity; anaphase-promoting complex binding; protein binding. Gene Ontology annotation, cellular component: anaphase-promoting complex. The transcript has a single exon.